AGUGGGAAUGACCUUUAGAUCUUUCUGAAAAAGUAAUGCUAUCAUAAGUAUGAGCGCUCAGUAAGUCGUAAACAUGCAUCGCCUAAAUAUUGUGCUUUUUGGAGCUACGGGUUAUACUGGUCGUGCUACGAUUCCCGCUUUAUAUAAACUUACAAAAAAGGGUGCAACCAACUUGACAUGGGGGGUCGCUGGCAGGUCGCGCGAAAAACUUGAAAAAGUUUUGCAGGACGCGAGUACUGAAUUAAGCACUAGUUUAAGCCAUAUACCAAUAAUAAUCGCCGAUGUCAACAAUGAAGCAUCUUUAAACGAAAUGGCUGCUAAGUCGCAGGUUAUUAUAAAUGUUUGCGGCCCCUUUAGGUUUUAUGGCGAAGCGAUUGUCAAAGCCUGUAUUGCCAACGGAACACAUCACUUGGACAUUAGUGGCGAGCCGCAAUUCAUCGAAACAAUCCAACUGAAAUAUGCGGAAGCAGCCGCUGCAAAUAAAUCCUACAUCAUCAGUUCCUGCGGAUUUGAUAGCAUACCUGCUGAUUUGGGCGUUGUUUUCCUCCAGGAACAGUUUAAGGGAGUAUUAGACUCAGUUGAAGCGCAUUUACAAACAUCUUCCGGUAGUAAAUCACGACAAGGUCCUUUCUUUAACUAUGCAACAUGGGAAUCCGCGGUUAACGGGAUGAAUGACUACGCGAAUUUGAAACUGAUUAGGCAAAAACUGAAUGAAAAAAGGAGCAAAGUUCCACCUAAACGCAGUGAUAAAAAGAAAACUAUUUUUAAAAAUCAGAUAACUGGACAAUGGAGUUUACCGUUCCCAGGCGCUGAUACUUCGGUUGUAAAGCGCUCCCAACAAUAUUUCUAUGAAGAACAAAACAAACAACCAAUUAAAUUUGAUAUGUACUUUUGCGUUGAUUCUAUAUCUUCAGUUAUUAGCAGCUUGUUUCUUUAUAUGACUCUAUCUACGUUGUCGCGGAGUGAAUUUGGCAAAAAGUUACUAUUGAAGCAUCCAAAAUUAUUCUCAUUUGGAGUAUUCAGUCAUGAUGCUCCUAUUGACGAAGAAAGAAAGGAAUCCAAGGCAACAAUAUUCAUGAAAGGAAAUGGCUGCCUUGAUAUAAAUUCUAAAAAGUAUUCAAAUAAACCGAAGGAUCUUAUUAUAAGCCGAAUUGCCGCUCAGGAUCCAGCCUAUGGAAACACUGGCACUAUUGUGACUCUUGCAGCAAUUACUUUAUUGGAAGAAAGUGAUAAAUUACCAAAUAAUGGUAAUGGUGGUGUAUUUACACCUGCAGCUGCAUUUUCUAGGACGACAUUAAUUCAAAGGCUCAACACUAACGGGAUUACUUUUAAGAUUGUAUCAAAGUAUUAAAUUUUAUUUCUAAUUUCUAA
This is a messenger RNA of Dalotia coriaria, 1371 nucleotides long. RefSeq names its product saccharopine dehydrogenase-like oxidoreductase. Gene Ontology annotation, biological process: glycolipid biosynthetic process. Lineage: Eukaryota; Metazoa; Arthropoda; Insecta; Coleoptera; Staphylinidae. Gene Ontology annotation, cellular component: plasma membrane; mitochondrion; lipid droplet. The record is from RefSeq and is a predicted model, not a curated record. The transcript is spliced from 5 exons. Bases 74 to 1351 code for a protein of 425 amino acids.